Molecule: messenger RNA, 4867 nt
Organism: Aphis gossypii (cotton aphid)
Lineage: Eukaryota; Metazoa; Arthropoda; Insecta; Hemiptera; Aphididae
Product: follistatin-related protein 5-like
Exons: 17
Coding region: 185-2887 (900 amino acids)
Biological process (GO): axon guidance; homophilic cell-cell adhesion; dendrite self-avoidance
Cellular component (GO): plasma membrane; axon
Molecular function (GO): calcium ion binding; cell-cell adhesion mediator activity
Source: RefSeq, a predicted model, not a curated record
UUGAGUGGCGUUUUCAACGAAAACACUAGUUUCCGCGUCCGUGUUCUCGCACUCGGACGUAUUUAACUAUUUAUCCCGUGUCUACUUAUUGUUGAAUUUGUGUAAUAAAUUAAAAUAACCGAUAAUCUUUAAAAAUCAUGUACGUUAUUUAAAUGUGAAGAAGAUUUUUACUGGACGAAGAAAUAUGAUCCGUAUAGUUUUGCCAGUUUUAUUAUUAGUGCUGAUUUCAACAGCUGCAGAUGUCAACGCUAAGAAAUCAAGGCAUCAUAGGCUUCAAGAAAUUCACGGCAGUAACACACAGGUAUCGGUGACCGACGAUGGUAUUCUACCGCUGCCGACAGCCAAACCCGGCGAUGAGUAUGUGCAAGAAUCGGACGAAGACGUGGAGGACAACGGUGGUGACGACGACGAUGAAAACGAUGACGACGACGGCGAUGAAAGUGACGAAGAAGGUGAAGAGUCAGCCGAAGUGUUGGAAAAACAGAACCCGUGUCUCGUGCACUACUGCGGAAGGGGCGAGGAGUGCGCUGCCUUGGGCGGCGUUGCACGGUGCAUAUGCGUGCGGAAAUGCGGUCCGGCCAAGCGCAGGGUGUGCGGAACAGACGGCCGGCUAUACGACAACCGUUGUGAGCUGCACAAGUCCGGCUGUUUGUCCGGAGUCAACAUAGAGAUAGACCAUUCGUUAAAAUGUUUCAUACCUUCAGCGUCGAAAGCGAAGAAUGUUCGAAUCUUACCGAAAACCGCAGACAACGUCAUUGAAUUGGAAACCAAAUCGAAAGAAGCGAAAACGUGCGGUUCCCCGCAAUACGAAAUUAUGAAGGAUAAUUUGUUGCUGAUAAAUCAUGCCAAACUCAUGUAUCAAAAGAGUUGGAACAGUGGUAAGGAGUAUAUGGUCAGUGCGUUGUUUCGUUACUUGGAUUUAGACGGAAACGGAUUUUUGCAACUGGAAGAAUUACAAAAAAUAACUAAACAGGAUAAACUCGAUGAUAUGUCUGAUGUUUGUGUCAUGUCAGAUAUGAUUCGCUUUGAAGACAUGGAUAAAGAUGGACGUCUAGGUUUGAACGAGUUCUACGCAGCUUUCAGUAAACUAUACAGCUUGUCGGUGGUCACUCUGGAAAAAGCGUUAGAGAUCAAUAGAAUAUCCGCAAAGGUCGGCGACAAUGUCGAAAUCCGUUGCGACGUCAGUGGUAAUCCGCCUCCUCCGAUCGUUUGGAAACGAUACUCCGCCGAUCUAACGACCCUUGGCGACGAGGACGUGAGAGUUUUUAGCGAUGGAUCGCUAUAUUUGACCAAAAUACAAUUGGUCCACGCUGGGAAUUACACGUGCAGAGCAUUGAGAAACUCGGAAGUUACUCAGACACACGUGUUGACUGUCCACACUUUGCCGGAAGUUAAAGUAACACCCAGAAUCCAAUCACGGAGACCAGGAGAAAAGACUUCCAUGUUUUGUCACGUAAUUGGAGAACCUUUUCCCGAGGUGGUUUGGCUGAAAAAUGAAGAGCGUUUAAAGUUGGACAUGGUGCACAAAUACAGAGUAGUCGGUAAUGGAACUGAAUUGAGUAUUGAUAAUAUCGAUUACGCGGACACCGGAGCGUAUAUGUGUCAAGCAUCGAACACUGGUGGAGUCACCAGAGACAUAUCGUCGUUAAUCGUCCAAGAAAUUUUGACGCCCAGUGAGUAUGCCGCACCGAAAGAAGAACGCCGAUUUUUCGCUUUUCAUGACUGGGGUGUAUCUGUUUACGAGCCCACCGCUUGUCGACUCUACCACCAAAUUCAAUCCACCGACAUCAUACCAGGAACUCAGGAAUACGUGUGUGGUGACAAAGGCGUCAACUGCAGCUGGGGUCAGGCUAUCAACGUGGCAAACCGUUACGUUUACGUGUCGCAGCCGCUUAAAGAUAGAGUGUUGGUCAUCAGCAAAAUUCAAAUGGUCGUCGUUGACGUCGUGAUCACGGACAAAUAUCCAGUGGCUUUGCAUUACGUGGCUCAUUUAGAUCAAGUGUGGGUGUUGAAUUGGAGGAGCGUGUACGACGACGGCGUAAAGACGAUACAGGUGAUCAGGGACGCGUCGCAAAAGCGAAAACACCACACCGUCCACCCAGAACCGAUAGACGGUCAAUUCGAUUUAGUCAGAGAUUUAUUCAUGCCCACAGCACAGGACUUGAGCCACUGGUUUAAAUACGGUUACGUGAGCCACGCCAACCAAAGAGGACUUUACAAACUAGAUUUGGCCAACAUGCGAUACAUAAGAAGUAUAGACCUAUCACCGUAUAACUGUGUACCCCGUACGCUGCAAUUCUCGUCCUUGUACGGUUUUGUCAUCAUCGAGUGCGAAGAACCGGGAACCGGACACGCCACGGGUCAGGUAAUCUUAGAUUAUUUGACCGACACGGUGGUAAACAAAAAGACUACUGUUAGAGGAAGUCCUUUGGUUUCGCCAGAUAGCAGAGUUGUCGUAUCCAUUGACAAGGCCACCGAUGGUGUGACCUUGGUUGUCCAACAAGUUUUAGAAUCUGGACUGAAAUUUUCAUUCGAUGUCAAAACCACUCUAAUGAUCAGUGACAUAGCGUUCUAUCCGUCUCGAACCACUCACGGAUAUGAUUUAUACGCCAGUGCUGCAGACAAAGAAGACAUACUGUUUUUGAAUCUAUCCAACGGUAAAGUAGAAAUGAUCACCGGCGUAGGCAAGGCAAUGCUUCAGUCGUUGACGCAGUGGGGCAACCCCAACCGUCCAAUAGCCGCGUCCGGUAUUUUCGGUCACUACAUGGUUACACCGGCCGACGAAGCACUUUUUGUAAUCAACGGCGAGACCCGGACGGUGAACUGCGAGAUUGGUGGUCUGGUCCAUCCUAGACUGGUCACGUGGGUCACCAUGCAGCUCCAAUAAACAAAAAUAGAAGACAGAAUUCAAAAUUUUGAAGAAAAAAAAAAUCGCGUUGUUAUUGAUUAUUAUUAUUACUAUUGUUGAUGCCAUCAUUAUACCUACUCAUUCCUUCUUAUUUUCUCGCUACGAUAAUACCUAUAUUAUCAUAAUUUCGUCGUGUUGCUUUUAAACAUUUUUCGUUUCGUUCAGUUUCGUUUGUCGUGUUUACUCAUCACACAAUAUAGCGGAUUAGGCGUAUACGUUAAGUUUAAAUAUGUAAACCAUAAUCUUUAUAAAUACCUAUACCUAAACCUAUUAUAAAGCGAUGAUAAUAUAAUAAUAUAGUAAUGAACCGAGCGCGGUGGCACGGUGAUCGAAUGUCAUUCGAACACUUUUCACGUUUUAUUCGAACAUCAUAAAAAUAAUAUUAUGCAUAAUAUAAAAUGCUUGUUUUUUUUUUGUGUGUGUGUUUUUCAUAAUUUAUUACUGUAGCCAGAGAAUCAAAGUGCAUAACUCAGUCAUAUUUUUAACAAACUAAAAUUAAAUCGAUGAGUUUCGUCGUUUCAGUCAUUUUUCUGACUCCGAUCCAAAUAAUAUAUUUUAUAUUAUCAUUAAGUACGUUAUCGUCGUGAUUGGUCCAAGCCCAGAGUCUGGGCCCCAGACUAUAAUACUCACUUGAUAAUGUGUCUAUAAAAUCUAUAGUGAGUAGAGAGUAUGCAGCAGUAAAAUUUCAUUACGUCCAAUAAUAACGGAUAUAUAGUUUGUUCGCUCUCGACCAUAUGUUUAUACGUUAUCGAUGAUAAUACCAUUGUCCAUUACUAUAAUAUACUCGUAUUAUUUAUAGGUAGCUGUUCGUAUAUUCCGCUAAACGGAAUUACUCACUAUACCUAUGUCAAUAGACAACAUUUGAAAAAAUAUUUAUAUACACAGAAAUCAUCGAAAAAUAUGCGACGUUUCAGACCAACAGCCAACUUUUUAAUUUAUAGAUAGUCAGAUAGAUAAUAAUAAUAUAUUUUUGUUUAGUACGAUAUUAUGCAUAUAAUAUCAGUAUGUCGGGUGUGGAUUUAUAAUAAUAUUAUUAUAUAUUUAACACUAAAAAACGAGGACAUUUUUUACAUAGGCUAUUUUAUCCAGUAAAAGUAAUAAAUUGAAUCUAAAAUAUUUAUACAAUAUUAUACAGACUUUUUUACAUCGGCAUAAUACUUAUUAGUUAUUUCUGUUAUUAGCUACGUGUAUUAUCUUGAGUGAGUGCAGAAAUAUAAUAGAAAUGCGUUUAGAGUGGACGUUAUGCGUCGUCGUGCAGUACAUCUGUCUGUACAAGAUUAUCCGUCCGAUUUUUGUAGUUACUUUUCAAUCGAUCGAUCGGUCCGUUUAUCGCUGUGAGCCGCCUCGAGAAAUUGCUACGUACAAAACCUACGACGGCGACGUCUGAAAUAAAAAAAAAAAAAAAAAAAUACAAAAAUAUUGUAAUAAUUUUAGACUUUUACGUGUGUUGUAUAAUAUUAUGGUUAUAAUAUGUAAUGGUACCUAAUAACGUCAUCGUUUAUAGGAGAAAAACAUACUAUAAUUAAUAUAUAUAUACUUAUAUUAUAAAACUUACUUAGAUGUAAUAUAAUAUUAUGUAAUAAAUAAUAUAUAAAUAAUAGUAUACAAGGUGAUUCUUUAGAAGGUAAACACUGAUUUUAUUGGAAAGUACCUAUCAAUGUUUGUGGAAAUAUUGUUUUAGCAUAAUUUUAAGUAAUUUAAAAAACUAUAUUUUGUAAAAAAGUAAGUGUUUUAGGUUUUUAAUUUUUUGAAUGAACAAUACAUUUAUAAUUUCAACUGAUAUAAAUUAUAAAUUUAAAUAUAUUAAAGCAAAAUAUUUUCCUUAGAAUUCAAACACAUUAAAAUUGAUUCUCAAACCAAUACUUAAUAUUAGUAACAUCUUCUAUGUUUUUAAUUCUAAUUGGAGUAACACAGGGAUAUGCCACAAAAUUGUUCCACUAUACGCUAUCCGUUCUUUUA